Molecule: messenger RNA, 1620 nt
Organism: Rosa rugosa (rugosa rose)
Lineage: Eukaryota; Viridiplantae; Streptophyta; Magnoliopsida; Rosales; Rosaceae
Exons: 5
Coding region: 1-1620 (539 amino acids)
Biological process (GO): DNA transposition
Molecular function (GO): DNA binding; transposase activity; zinc ion binding
Source: RefSeq, a predicted model, not a curated record
AUGAAGGAGCAGUAUGCAAGGGUUCAAGACUAUGCACAUGAGCUAAGAAGAGUGAAUCCAGCCACCACAGUAGACAUCGAAUGUGAUUGCAACAACUCAGAGCAGCUUCCUGUGUUCCAGAGAAUGUAUGUAUGUUUAGGGGCUUUAAAAAUGGGGUUCAAGGCAGGAUACAGACCCAUUUUGGGACUUGAUGGAUGUCACCUGAAGAGUGCCUAUGGUGGACAACUACUUGCAGCUGUUGGACUUGAUGCAAACAAUACAACCUAUGUGAUGGCAUUUGCUAUGGUGGAGCAGGAGAGCAAGGAUAGUUGGGACUGGUUUAUGAGACUCUUGGUGAAGGAUCUAGAUAUUACUAGUGAAGGGAAUGACUACACAUUCAUUUCAGACAAACAAAAGGGUCUGUUGCCAGCUUGUGAUGAUGUGGUGCCCCUUGCAGAGCACAGGUUUUGUGUUAGGCACCUGUGGACCAACUUCAACAAGCUCUUUCCUGGGAAAAUGUUAAAGGACCAAUUGUGGGCAGUUGCAAAGUCAACUACCAUGGCUUAUUAUCAAAAAGAGAUGGUUUUAAUGAACCAAAUGGAGCCUGGAGCUUAUAAUUGGCUAACUGAUCCACAAAGACCACCUAAGCAUUGGUGUAGAGCUCACUUCAACACCUGGCUGAAGUGUGAUGUGCUUCUCAACAACAUGUGUGAAAGUUUUAAUGCUUUCAUCCUGCCUGCAAGGUCCAAGCAUGUGAUCUCCUUCUUUGAGGAUAUUAGGAUGAAACUGAUGAAAAUGAUUGCAUUGAGGAGAGAGAAGAUGAACAAAGUUGUGGACACAAUCUGCCCCAAGCCAAGAGAGCUUUUGGAGAAGAACAUGGUUAAGUCAUCAUCAGACUGCAUCCCAAGGGGUACUGGCACACCAUUAAUUGAGGUGGAAAGCAUUAGAGGAAGAAAAUAUGUUGUUGAUCUGACAAAAAGAGCAUGUGCUUGUAGGAGGUGGGAUCUCACUAGCAUACCUUGCAAGCAUGUCAUUGCUGCUAUAAACUUCAUGAGGGAGAAGCCUGAAGACUAUGUGGAUGCAUGCUACCUCAUAACCACCUACAUGGACGUCUACUCACAUACAGUGAAGCCAUACAAUAGGCAGCCUGGCAGGCCAAGGACCAAAAGGAUCAAGGAUGCAUCUGAGAAGGAGACAGAUGGUCCCAAACUUGGAAGGGUUCAAAAGUCUUUGAAGUGCAGCAAGUGUGGCAAUUUGGGUCACAAUGUGAAGACUUGUCAUAGGCAUCUUCCACCCAAGCCAGGAGCAGCUAAGAGUACCAAGAAGAGAAAGCUAAACAAUGGAGAUGCUUCAUCCUCUCAGGCAAAAGGUACCAAACUGCCUCAAAAGACAAAGAAUGAACUUAGAGCUAAGGCAGCAAAGAGAGCUGAAGAUGCAAAGAAAAAGAGGGAUCAAAAGAAGGCUGCAACAAAGGCAGCAGGUACAGCUGCUCCUAGCAGGGCAAGGCCACCAAAAGUUGCUUCAAACAAUGGCAAAGCAGCUUCUAGCAAGGGAAAAGCUCCUUCUGCACCACAAGGUUCCCAAGGUUCAUCAAGGUCAUCAGUGAGGAUCAGGAAUAAUGCAAGGAGUGCUGGAAAUUAG